AUGCAUCUUCCUUCACUGCUUGUUGUGCUUGGCGUCUGUAGUGCCAUCGCUGCGCCCUUGGAACAACAACAGCCGCUGGCCGGGAAUGUUCAACACCAUGCCGGACCACAUAAAGUCGUCAACCCAUAUAAACCUGGUGUCAAGGACCCCUAUGACCGGAAGGUUGAUCCUCAGGGGGAUAAACUGCAGCCAUUACCAUACCGAAACGGCGACGGUGCAAGCGUACUAGGUCCUCGUAACAGAGCUCGUGAACGACAGAACCCCGAUCUCAUCCGUCCGCCUAGCACCGACCAUGGUGCCAUUCCAAACAUGCGCUGGUCGUUUGCCGACUCCCAUAUUCGUAUUGAAGAGGGAGGCUGGACCCGUGAGACUACCAUCCGUGAGCUAGGCGCCAGCAAGGAACUAGCCGGUGUCAAUAUGCGUCUCGAUGAGGGUGUCAUUCGUGAGCUCCAUUGGCAUAAGGAGGCUGAGUGGGCCUACGUUCUUGAGGGCAAGGUCCGCAUCACCGCUCUAGAUACGGAGGGUGGCAGCUUCGUCGACGACUUGGAAAAGGGUGAUUUGUGGUACUUCCCCUCUGGACAUCCUCACUCCCUACAAGGUCUCAGUCCCAACGGCACAGAAUUUCUGCUCAUCUUCGAUGACGGCAACUUCUCUGAAGACUCUACCUUUUUGCUGACCGACUGGAUGAGACUGACGCCCAAGUCCGUCCUGGGUGAGAACUUCCGUGUUGCUCCCGAGGUUUUCAAGGCCAUCCCGGACAAGGAAAAGUACAUCUUCAAAGGCUCGGAGCCUGGCUCCAUCGACAGCGAGGUUCCUAGCGGUGGCAAGGGCUACAAGAAGUCAAAGUUGCAGUUUACACACAAGAUGCUUGCUCAGGAGCCGGUAAACACGACCGGUGGCCAGGUUCGCAUUACUGAUUCCACAAACUUUCCCAUCUCAAAGACGGUCGCUGCAGCGCACUUGCGCAUCCAACCUGGCGCAAUUCGCGAGAUGCAUUGGCACCCCAACGCAGACGAAUGGUCCUUCUUCAUCGCAGGUCGAGCUCGCGUUACAAUCUUCGCGGCCAAGGGCACAGCGCGUACCUUUGACUUCCAAGCCGGCGACGUGGGUGUCAUACCCCGCAACAUGGGCCACUUCAUCGAGAACCUAUCUGAUGACGAAGAUGUCGAGGUCUUGGAAAUCUUCCGCACGGACAAGUAUCAGGACUUUAGCUUAUUCCAGUGGCUUGGCGAGACGCCGCAGAGGCUGGUCAAGGAACACUUGUUCGCGAGUAGUCCGAAGGAGGCAGAGGAGUUUGAGAGGGCCAUUAGGGAUGCGGAGCGCGAUCCGAUCAAGGAUACGGAGGUUGGUGAGGAAGAUGACAAGGCGGAGUUGUAAGGAAUCGUAGAGGAUUGGAGGUUGAAGAUUGACGGGAAGGAAUGAAUAAACGAACGUCUGUUAUCAAUGCUAGCAACGACUCAUCUAACUCGAUACAUUUACUAGCA
Messenger RNA from Pyrenophora tritici-repentis Pt-1C-BFP, 1484 nucleotides. Its product is annotated as Cupin-1 multi-domain protein. The record is from RefSeq and is a predicted model, not a curated record. Gene Ontology annotation, biological process: oxalate metabolic process. NCBI's taxonomy places the organism in Eukaryota, Fungi, Ascomycota, Dothideomycetes, Pleosporales, Pleosporaceae. Gene Ontology annotation, cellular component: outer membrane-bounded periplasmic space.